CUGACACUGGCCAGGCCACCCUAUCAACAUCAUUCGGUUUAUUCGGAAUAUUUAUUUUGGGGGAAAAAUUGAGAAAAUUUUGAGCUUAUAGGAGAAUUUAGGAGGCACAACAUCUUUUUAGACUGAAUUCGCAUUUUUUAAAAAAUUUUUUGAAGAAAUUAUCGGUCGGAUUGACGUGGAAAAAUAGGUUUCUGCGUUUUGUCGUUAUUUAAGGGAAGAGUCCUGGUGGUGCUAUGAUUUUUACGCGGUUUUUAGUCAGUUCUGUGAAUCUUUUUGAAAGUUUAGAAAAAACGCAGGGAAAUGUUCGCACCACAUGGGAACUUCGUGAUUCAUUAAAUAAUGAGGAAAGCAAAAAAGUUAUAGUUUUUGCUCGUCAAUCUCAUUAUCAGUUUGUCGGAGAAAUCAAAGAACCGAGGAAUCUUAACGGAAAGAGUGUAGCACGAAAUUACUGCCGGUAUCUUCUCAUUUUUCAUGAUUUUUUUUUCACGUCAAUUUGAUUAACGACUUUUUUUUUUAAUUUGGAGAAAACUCGAAAAAUGAGAAUAAAUCGGCAAUAACUCGUCAAAGGAAGUUAUUAUUUCUAGAAAGCAGACGGAAAUCAGAAAAUUCGAAGGGAAAAUUAAUAGUCAGUGAUAAGCUCUCUCGAAUUUUCAUAAUAAUUCAAAAAAAUUCCUAAGAAGUUCGAAUUCAACAUACGAUUUCCCAGAAUUUUCAUAAUUCCUAGGACAAAGAAUAGAAAAGAAAAAAAUCCUCAAAUCCAGAAACUUGAACUUUACCCGCUAAAAAAAACAAGUUGUCUUGAAUCUAUAUAACUUUCCCCGACACAAGUAAAAUGAUUUCUUUCAAAUUAGACACUCCUCCCCUCUCCCUCAACUCCCAGAUUGCCAAUGCUAAAUAUUUUACACAUGAUAAAUAUCACCGUGUCCGAAAUUUUCCAAUCGCAUACGAAAAAUGUCAGUGAAAUAUUAAAAGGAGUGAGUAGUGCUGGAUCUAAAUAACGUGAUGAUGGAAACGUCAAUUGGUAUGGGAUGCUGGAUGAAACGAGUGCACUCGUCAUCGAGAAAAGAUAGAUUACGAGGUCAUGAUGCUAAAGGGAAGAGGACAUCUGGUGUUCUCAUUUAAUGCGCACUUGUGUGUCUUGUAUUUUUGGUUUGGUGGUGUAUGGUCUGGCGACUCGAUCGGUUAGCUCGACUCGUUCCACUGUAUUCUCAUUUAUCCUUCGAAAUUCGGUGGUGUCGAUGUGUGGGCUCAUUUGCUGGGGUUGAACGGAGAUAUUACCGGGUGGAUAAAUAAACGUCGCUGGUGGAGGUCUGUGCUGAAUAAAAUGUGCUCAUGGAGAUGGAUUCAUGAUGAACAGGAGGGACAGAGCUCGAGGGAACAAGAAGCAACAGAGUCACAAUGACAUAAAGAAGCUCAGACGUGAAAACGAGCAGUUGAGACGUGAGAUAUGGUGUCUGCGGGAGGAGUACGACAAGUUAGAGGAGAUACUCAAGAGCCAAAAGUCAAGGGAGGACAGUGAAAACGACGAGGAUUUCAGCGAGGAGUGUACCACAGGCUCUAGCCAAGGGGAUGAGGACGAAGACGAAGAGGAUGAGAUCAGCGAUGUGGACGAUAGCAUCGAGAAAUCGUUAAAACCCGAGUCAAUUCAGGAGGAACUUCUUGAAAAUGCUGAGAAUCAGAAAUUAUCGUCGGAAAAAAUGAACAGCAGUAUUCAUCGUCUCCAUGUGGAAUUCGAUCAAUUAUCAACAGUACCAGAGGAGGAUGAGACAAAGAGAGAGAAGAUCACGAGUAAAAAAGAGGAGAGAGAUUUAAUUAAACCAGAGACAACGGAAACAAACGAAAUGUACGAUAAAGGGAGGGAGAACUACUUGACCGGACACACACUUAAUUGGAUAUACAGUCCCGAGUGUCCAGUAUUACCUUCCAUGAACGAUCAAUCAGUCUACCAUCCACAGAGCCCAAGUACACAGCAUUUAAUCCCCUCCUCGCCAAGCCAAGUGCCUCGACUAGGUUGGGAGGCAAUUUUUGAUGUUAAAUCACCGACAAAUUCUCUCGUAUCACCCGGUGAAUCCAUCCCCUCAGUCUGCGAUAACCAGAAGACAUCACCGGAUAUAUGUGUGUCAGGUGCAGUCGCUAACCAAUUACACAAUUCUCACAGCUCUGAUAAUCUUCUAUCAAAUCCACGAGAUAAUUUGGAUAAUUUGGAGAAAACUCUGUGGCACUCGUGUCAGGAGUUGAAAUCCAAUUUAUUCAGGGAAGAGAAUGCCAUCAAAGGGGGUUUAGCUGCUAAGAGUUUACCUGAUAAUUCAAGGGAUAGCCCCAAGGCUUUUCGUAGCCAGUUGAGAGUACGACUGACUCAACCCCUGGAUAAACCACCUGAGGUGCCUCCGCAGAUGCCACGUCUCGACUGUACUUUAUGCCCCACAACUUUGCCCUCUGAUCGACGACAUCGUAGAUUAAUUCGACAGAUGCAACGCCAGGAGUACCAGGCAACCUCCUUCGAGCAUCCAAAUCCACAAACUUUGAAUUUACCAGUUUCUGGCAAUCCCUUUCUCCCGAAAUCCGAUGGUGGGAUUUAUAAGGAUGUCGGGUAUCUUCCUGGGUGGCAGGAUGUUCUCCCACCCCCGAGGGUCGACAUUCAGACACAGACGCAGAGUCAGAGUCCUACUCCCAGUGACAGCUCUGGCCAAGAGCGCAAGGAUAAGGAUAAGGAUAAGGUCAAGGGCCAUGAGAGGAGGAAGGCGGUCAAGAAGGAGAGAGUCUCCACUCCAUCGGUUGAUGGAAAGAGGCAGAGGAGGGGUAAUUCACAGGCUUCCAAGGGAAGAACAUCCUCCAGGAGUCAGAGUGUGGUUUGUGGCGAGGGUGAGCUCAAGAGUUUCAGGGAUACUAUUGCUGGGGGCAUCGAGGCUGAGAGGGAGUUGAGGAAAAGUAGUAUGACGAAUGAGAAGGUGCCCUGGUGCGCCUGCUGGGGGAAUGGAUGUUUUUGAGAAUUUCUUCAGGGGGCAUAAAUCUUUGGCGGUGAAAUAAAGGGAAAAUAUUCUCUACAAUUCCAUUUAAUAAAAGAAAUUUCAGAGGCUCGUGAAGGUUUAUUUAUUAAAGAAACUACUGAAUUUAGGGGAUGAUGUUAAGAGACAUUUUUUGGAGGGAAUUUCAAUAGCUAGAGAAAAGUUUUUUAACGUUUUCAUGCUGUGUCGAUUGUUUUGGAGAUGAAUGAAUUAUUUGAGGACUUGUAAAUGGAUUUACGAAACCGAUUAAUCGAUUCAAGAAAACUUCUUACUCGAUGCUAGAAAAGUUUUUCCGCAAUUUUGAAAAUUCAUUUAAUUCAGUUAAUUCUAUUAUUUCUAUAUUUUUUAU
Fopius arisanus is the source of this 3354-nucleotide messenger RNA. RefSeq lists its product as uncharacterized. The transcript is spliced from 3 exons. NCBI's taxonomy places the organism in Eukaryota, Metazoa, Arthropoda, Insecta, Hymenoptera, Braconidae. The record is from RefSeq and is a predicted model, not a curated record. Bases 1347 to 2987 code for a protein of 546 amino acids.